Messenger RNA from Bombina bombina (fire-bellied toad), 2853 nucleotides. RefSeq names its product phosphatidylserine decarboxylase proenzyme, mitochondrial. The record is from RefSeq and is a predicted model, not a curated record. Lineage: Eukaryota; Metazoa; Chordata; Amphibia; Anura; Bombinatoridae. Gene Ontology annotation, biological process: phosphatidylethanolamine biosynthetic process. Gene Ontology annotation, molecular function: phosphatidylserine decarboxylase activity. Gene Ontology annotation, cellular component: mitochondrion. Bases 918 to 2129 code for a protein of 403 amino acids. The transcript has 9 exons.
AGACACUCUGUAUAUACCCAGAUUAUAUAAAAAAAGUGUGUAGAAACUACAUAUAUAAUGCACAGUGUACUGUAAUACACUUAUAAACUACAAUGCAAAUACAUUAAGAGAAGUACAAAUAAAUAUAGGGAAGAUCAUCUGCAUGUAGAGCUCAUAUAUGGACACAUUACAUCUGUGUGAAACAUUGAUCAAUUGUCUAAUUAGGCAUGUUAUGUCUACUAUACAUGCAGAAUAGAACAGGGCAUAGAGAUGAGGCUUCCCAUGGUAAAUGCAGCUAGUUUAAAUCCCUUCUAAGUCAGUUAUAACAUACUGUAAUAAACCUAGAAAGGCCUUAAUAAGCUUUAUAUGCUUAUAUGCAUAAGGGAAAUUCUUUCCAUGAAAAAAAUGUUCUAUUUUCCAAAGUGGCAAACUCACCUCUUACUAUGGUGUUUUCCACUACCCUCUAACAGUACACUGCUGUGUAUUGAUCCCAUGUCAGUUCUGGGAAAGCAUUAAUGUGAGCAGUGGAAACUAACACAGAAAAAGAUGAUAUUUACACAUUGAGAAAGAGGAACAAAACUUUUCUACAAGGUAAGUGUAUUGCCUUUUGUUUGCUUAUUAAAAUGCCACUUUCAUAUGCCUUUAUAUAGUGGGUCUAAGUACCAUUGCCUCUGACUGCAAUGUAAUGUAUUGUCACAAUGCAUUAACAACAUUUAAAUGUAUGGCAACAAACAGAGCAAUUAUUGGUUUCUCUGCUCACUUAUAUAUUUCCUCCCAAAAAAGGCUGAAGUUUUGGUAAGUAGAUGGAUUUUUUAAUUUGUUGUUCUUGUAUAGAGCGCAUUGGGGGAAACAGACAAGAGUUUAACGUUCACCUUUCAAUGAGUACUGAAACCUGCAGUUUUCAUGCUGUUUAGCAUAUUCACAGUAGGGAUCUGAAGAUGAUGUUUACUUCAGUGCGACCUGAAGAGGAUGCAAGCUUCAAUCAAGGGUUUAAUACAUUAUUCAAUCAUAUAUUAAGGUUCCUGAGCAAUAAUACUUUCCCACUCUGUGGCAUUCAUGUUCGGAGUCUCCGUACAAAUGCAAGAACACUGCAUGCUGCAUCCACUAGUCUGGCUGUGAAAUUUCGGCCUCUCUAUGUCUUGGUGGGAACUGGUGGAGGUUACAUAGGCUACAGACAGUAUGAAAGUUACAAGGAUCACCGCCUGGAGAAUUUAGGCAUUGAGUUUCCACGGAAAGUAGCAUACUCCUGGGAGGUUGCUCUUUACAAGUCUGUGCCCACAAGACUACUAUCUCGCGCCUGGGGCCGCCUGAAUCAGGUGGAAUUGCCAACAUGGUUGCGUAAACCAGUGUAUAGUUUAUACAUUUGGACAUUUGGGGUAAAUAUGAAGGAAGCUGCAGUGGAAGAUCUGCACCAAUAUCGCAACCUCAGUGAGUUCUUCCGUAGAAAGCUGAAGCCACAGGCCCGACCAGUGUGCGACUCCCAUAUUAUGAUAAGUCCAUCUGAUGGAAAAAUCCUACACUUUGGCAGAGUGAAAAACUGUGAGGUGGAACAGGUUAAAGGGGUCACAUACUCUCUGGAGUCCUUUCUGGGGCCACAGACCUGGACUGAAAACGUGUCUGUCAGCAAAACUUCAUUUCAGGACAAGUUGGUGACAAAAGAAGGAAACCAGUUGUAUCAUUGUGUCAUUUAUCUGGCACCUGGGGACUAUCACUGCUUCCACUCACCCACUGAUUGGAAUGUGCAUCACCGCAGGCAUUUUCCUGGCUCCCUCAUGUCGGUGAAUCCAGGAGUAGCUCGUUGGAUAAAAGAGCUCUUCUGUUAUAAUGAGCGAGUCGUACUUACAGGUGGCUGGAAACAUGGAUUCUUUUCCCUGACGGCAGUGGGGGCCACAAAUGUGGGCUCUAUACGCAUAUAUUUUGAUAGGGAUUUACAGACUAACAGCCCUCGCUACAGUAAAGGCUCUCACAACGAUUUAAGCUAUGUAACGAACAAUAAUCAGGAUGGAAUUGUUAUGAGGAAAGGAGACCAACUAGGAGAAUUUAACCUUGGUUCCACCAUUGUCUUGAUCUUUGAGGCGCCAAAAGAUUUCACUUUUAACUUGAAGGCUGGGCAGAAAAUACAUUUUGGUGAAGCUGUGGGUUCUAUGUAGAACACCAUUUGUAAUCCUGCCUUGAAGAUGAAACGUGCCCAGUUGCACUGUUCUGCUCUGAAGAAGCCUGGUGCUGACAGACACGCGGCAGUGUCUCUGCAGAUGUAAAUGUCUGCACAUGCUAAACAUAGUGGUGGUGGUAGUAGCUGCACAAACCAUCUGCUCUGCCCACUGCAUCAUACACCAGCCCCUUCCUACUCUCACUCAGCACUUAUUUUUGGUUGCUUCCAUUUUUUUCUCUCUCCUUGUUUAAGAGAUGUUGGUUGUUGACUUUUGCAAUGCUGUGCUGGAGCAGCUUGUUGCCAUUUUUAAAAAAAUGAAGAAUGUCUAUUUUUUAUGACAGCAAUCAUUUUUGUAAUCUUUGAAAAUUGCUACUUUUAUCAGUCGAUGGAGGAAUGCCAUAUACUAGGAAGAGAAAGGACAAACUGCCAACCUCAGGGAAGUGCUACCCUUAAGGCAGCCUCUGUCCCAACACUGACAUUCACCCAAAUGAUGACUAAAUUGACGCCAUCUUAUAGACCGGAAAAUGAAGGUCAGAUUCCUGUGUGCAGAACCUGCUUCAGAUAUGUGGGUGGAGGAUUAGCACUAUGGAUUUUUACUGAAACCUUGGAGAAGCUGUAGCACUUCUCUUUUUUACUUUGGAAGGGUACAAUUUAUGUAAUACAUUAAUUCAUUUAAUAGUUAACAUUUUGAAAUAAAAUAAUAAAAGAUCCAAUAAAAAACA